Molecule: messenger RNA, 1547 nt
Organism: Paramuricea clavata
Lineage: Eukaryota; Metazoa; Cnidaria; Anthozoa; Malacalcyonacea; Plexauridae
Source: the annotation of a GenBank genome assembly
AUGGUUGCAGUAAAUCAACCAGUAGCAGAAAAUGUAUUCGACAAGCUCCUUGGAAAGUAUCCAUUGCGAAAAACCCUACGAAUUUGUGCUUGGGUGAAUAGAUUCGUUCGAAACUGCAGGAACGAGAGCAACAAACAUGAAUCAGGGCCGAUUAAGACCCACGAAAUCGAAGAGCGUACGCUAUGGUGGAUCAAGCGUGUGCAAGAGGAGACCAAAGAUAACCCCGAACUUUCCAGUGCAAAAGUUGAGCUGAAUCUUCAACCUAACCAAAGUGGAAUCCUGGAGUGUCGAGGGCGGAUCGAAGGCGACUAUCCAGUAUAUUUACCUACGAACACGGUCUUCACGAAGAAAGUUGUAGAGCAAGCCCAUAUCAUUACACUCCAUGGCGGAGUACCGGCGACGAUGGCAGAAGUACGAGAACGUUAUUGGGUGCCUAGACUACGCCGUCUUGUGAAACAGAUACGAAGCAACUGUCAUGGUUGUGCUAGAUUCCGGGCACAAUCGUAUCAAAGACCACCCCCGGGCAGAUUACCACCAACACGAACCCAAGGGACAACUCCUUUCCAAGUAUUAGGAGUCGAUUUUGUGGGCCCUAUUCGUUACAAAACUAAAGCGAAAGCCGAAAAGAAAUCGUAUCUAGUUCUCUACGCGUGUAGUUUGACAAGAGCGGUGCACCUCGAAUUAUUAAAGUCGUUGGAAGUAAUGUAGUCGAAUUCCUGCCGAGUUUAAAGAGAUUAAUUGCAAGAAGGGGGAGGCCACAAGUGAUAUAUUCUGACAACGCGACAACCUUUAAAGCCGCGGAGAAAUGAUUGCAACAAGCUCAGAAAGACGAGAGAUUCAACGCACUUCUUACGGACAAAGGAAUCCGGUGAAGAUUUAAUUUGAGUCGGGCGCCACGGUGGGGAGGACAAUUUGAACGAUUGAUAGGCCUCUUUAAGCGGAGUUUUUACAAGAGUAUUGGAAACGGAAACUUAACCUGGGAAGAAUUGAUGGAUCAAUCGACCGUUAAGCUAUUUAGAAGAUGAUGUGGAACAACCUGUGCUCACCCCAACCAAACUGUUACAAAUUAACCCGAAUGUUAUCCCCGAAGUUCAACCCCACCAUCUUGAUGGCGCUGACCUUCGUAAAAGAGCUAAGUUUCUUCGAAAGUGCAAAGAGUUAAUGUGGAGACGUUGGUCACGAGAAUAUGUGCGAGGCUUAAGAGAACGACAUCGACAGGAAAAGGGCGAACAAGGGACACAUCCCAACCGUGGGGAUGCGGUUAUUAUCGGAAGCGAAGAAAAGAAUCGAAAUUUGUGGAAGUUAGGUACAGUCGAAGGGUUAAUUCGAGGACGUGAUGGCGUUGUACGGGGAGCGAAGGUAAAAACAGUGAAUGGACAACUCGAACGAGCGGUACAACACCUUUACCCACUCGAGCUCUCUUGCACAGAGAACCACCCGUAAGUUUGAACCCGACCGCCCCUACCUUCAACCCUAGACCGAGACGUGACGCGGCAGCUGCAGCAACCGUCCGUAUACAACAAGAAGCAGAAGAAGAAGAUUGGUGA